This is a messenger RNA of Aplosporella prunicola CBS 121167, 576 nucleotides long. RefSeq lists its product as uncharacterized. The transcript has 3 exons. The coding region runs from base 1 to 576 and encodes 191 amino acids. The record is from RefSeq and is a predicted model, not a curated record. Lineage: Eukaryota; Fungi; Ascomycota; Dothideomycetes; Botryosphaeriales; Aplosporellaceae.
AUGGCCAAUACCGACGUUCAUAUGUCCGACUACUCAACUAUGGACGGGCUCAUUGAGACCCUUACCAAGGGUAGUCCUACGCAGAAGAAAGAGGCCCUCAUUACCCAACUUCAGGCCUUGGAGGAAGCGUACCCAGAGGGCGAAGGCCAAGAUGUUGCACCAAGCGCUGAGAACCAGCCAACCGUACUUGAUUACCAGAAAGCGUAUAAGGAAAAGGACGAGCUAGCUCAGGCAAAGAACCGCCUUCAGCUCGGGAAUGAUAUUCUUGAAGCUGACAACAUUCAGUACGAAUCGGAAAAGUUUAAGCUUGAAGAGCAGCGCGAUGAGCUACUUGAGGAGAACCAAGAGCUGAAGGAGGAAAGGGAUCACCUUGCCAAGGAACUCGCUGAAGAGAAGAAGGCCUUCACGCGCCAGGAAAAGCGAAAGCUUGUCGAGGAAAAAGCUCAGCUUGGUAAAGAAAAGGAUGAUCUGAAAGCGGCAAAAGACCGGGUCGAAGGGCUAUUUGCCGAGCACAGACAGAUGGCAGGGAACCUUCCUCGCCCUGAAAUGUCGGAUUUCCUUCCUCCUGCACCUUGA